AUGGCUUCCGCAGCUAGUGCUGGUCCUCCUGGAGGACCUCCUCCCCCUCCCGGAUCACUUGUUCGUACGCCAAGUGACCCUUCCCAGGUUACUCCUACCGCUUCGACUCUCUUCAGCCUUAUACGAAGGGCGACUACAGCAGAAGGGGGUGCCGAGUACUAUAUUGUCCGACUGACUGCUCAUGGGAAUGCGGCGCUCCGAGAGCUCUGCCGUACCCCAGAGCAGCGCGAGGUCUGGUCGUGGCCGUCGUACGAGUUCCUCGUGAAGAUGAAGAAGGACCGAACUCCAGCAUAUACCAUCGGUCUCGCCAAGGCCACCCAUUUAGUAAAUCUGUCGUACGAUUGCCUGGUACCUAGGAGGGAUGCUGUGCCAAUUACAGCGCAGUGCAAUGUACGAAACUCCAACGAGCCGCGAUACAUCCCGCAGGCGUCUGCUCCUCUACCACCCCUAAGCCGGGUUAAGGAGCUGACCGACUCGGACGAAGCCAAUGACGAUAACGGUGCUGGUGGUACUGCUACAGCAGUAUAG
Messenger RNA from Penicillium robsamsonii, 528 nucleotides. RefSeq lists its product as uncharacterized. Bases 1 to 528 code for a protein of 175 amino acids. The transcript has 3 exons. Lineage: Eukaryota; Fungi; Ascomycota; Eurotiomycetes; Eurotiales; Aspergillaceae. The record is from RefSeq and is a predicted model, not a curated record.